This is a messenger RNA of Brassica napus (rape), 2195 nucleotides long. RefSeq names its product calcium-dependent protein kinase 32. Gene Ontology annotation, molecular function: calcium ion binding; ATP binding; calcium/calmodulin-dependent protein kinase activity. Gene Ontology annotation, biological process: intracellular signal transduction; protein autophosphorylation; peptidyl-serine phosphorylation. The coding region runs from base 244 to 1869 and encodes 541 amino acids. The record is from RefSeq and is a predicted model, not a curated record. The transcript is spliced from 7 exons. Lineage: Eukaryota; Viridiplantae; Streptophyta; Magnoliopsida; Brassicales; Brassicaceae. Gene Ontology annotation, cellular component: nucleus; cytoplasm.
AAACAAGAAAAAUAUUUUGACGUUGAUUCGAUCCAUCUUCUUUGAUUUUCACGCGUUUAUGAUCUUCUUCUCCUCCCUCCAUUCCCACAUAUAUAUCCGUCUCAUCCACGUAUUUUCAUUCCAAGUAACCAUCCUUUGAUCUUCCCCAUUAUCUUGGAAUCACCUCGUGAAUCUAUACCCAAUUAAGUUCCCUCGAUCUCUCGAGCUACAACCGUUUUGACUUGAUCCGUCAUUGUUGAAGCCAUGGGUAAUUGUUGCGGCUCUGCGGGAUCGUUAGCCAAUAACGAUAACAACAAGCCCACAAAAGGAAGGAAGAAGCAAAACCCUUUCUCCAUCGACUACGGUCUCCACCACGGCAAUAACAACGGAGGAGUAAAGGUAAAACCUCUCAAGCUUAUCGUGCUAACGGAUCCAACAGGACGCGAGAUCUCGCAGAAAUACAAGCUGGGGAGAGAGCUAGGCCGUGGAGAGUUCGGUGUCACGUACCUAUGCACCGACAAAGAGACCGAAGAGGUCUUCGCGUGUAAGUCGAUUCUGAAGAAGAAGCUGAGGACGGCUGUGGAUAUAGAGGAUGUUAGGAGAGAAGUUGAGAUCAUGAGGCAUAUGCCUGAGCAUCCCAAUGUUGUUACUUUGAAGGAGACUUAUGAGGAUGAGAUUGCUGUUCAUUUGGUUAUGGAGCUUUGUGAAGGUGGGGAGUUGUUUGAUAGGAUUGUGGCGAGAGGGCAUUACACUGAGAGAGCUGCUGCUGUUGUGACUAAGACCAUCAUGGAAGUUGUUCAGGUGUGUCAUAAACAUGGGGUAAUGCACAGGGACCUGAAACCUGAGAACUUCUUAUUUGCAAACAAGAAGGAGACUGCACCUCUUAAGGCCAUUGAUUUUGGUCUCUCUGUCUUCUUCAAACCAGGCGAGAGGUUCAACGAGAUCGUUGGGAGUCCGUACUACAUGGCUCCUGAGGUGCUAAAACGAAACUAUGGGCCAGAGGUUGACAUUUGGAGUGCAGGUGUUAUUCUUUACAUACUUCUCUGUGGUGUCCCUCCUUUCUGGGCAGAAACUGAACAAGGAGUUGCACUAGCAAUUAUUCGAUCUCAACUGAACUUCAGAAGGGAUCCAUGGCCUAAGGUUUCUGAAAACGCAAAAGACCUUAUCAGGAAAAUGCUUGAUCCUGACCAAAAACGUCGUCUCACAGCUCAGCAAGUGCUAGAUCAUCCGUGGUUACAAAAUGCAAAGACAGCUCCCAAUGUGUCAUUAGGUGAAACAGUAAGGGCAAGGCUGAAGCAGUUCACAGUCAUGAACAAGCUCAAGAAACGAGCACUCAGGGUUAUUGCUGAGCAUUUAUCAGAUGAAGAAGCUUCUGGUAUAAGAGAAGGGUUCCAAAUCAUGGACACCAACCAAAGAGGGAAGAUAAACAUUGACGAGCUAAAAAUAGGGUUGCAAAAACUUGGCCAUGCUGUUCCUCAAGAUGAUUUACAGAUUCUUAUGGACGCUGGAGAUAUUGAUAAAGAUGGAUACUUGGACUGUGACGAGUUCAUUGCCAUAUCAGUGCAUCUCAGGAAAAUGGGCAAUGAUGAGCAUCUCAAGAAAGCGUUUGCAUUCUUUGAUCAAGACAACAACGGGUAUAUUGAAAUAGAAGAGUUAAGGGAAGCUUUGUCUGAUGAAGUUGGUACAAGUGAAGAGGUUGUUGAAGCCAUUAUCCGUGAUGUUGAUACCGAUAAGGAUGGAAGAAUAAGUUAUGAAGAAUUUGCGACAAUGAUGAAAACAGGAACAGAUUGGAGAAAAGCUUCUAGGCAGUACUCAAGGGAACGGUUUAAUAGUAUCAGUCAAAAACUGAUGCAAGAUGCAUCGUUGCAUGUCAAUAGCGAGGCAAUAUGAGAGAGUGUGAAUAUGUGAGAAUCAUCAUUGGAAGAUUGGAUCAAAAUGAUGCAAAUAUUUCUUCAUUUCUUUAUAUUUUUUUGGGUUUUUAGUUACACUACGAUUUUAAGUAUAUUAGGCAUCCAAUAGUAUAACGAAUUGUGUUUUUAUUCUGGCUGACAAGCAAAGCGUGCAUGCAUGGAUCAAAGAGAGCUAUAGAGUAGUGUGGCCUCUGUAGAUAUUUUGUAUAAUUGUAUGGGGUUAAAGAAGAUCAAAGAAGAUCAUCAGUUUUUCUUGUGAUAAUCUGUAAUUUCUAUAGCAAUUCAAGAAUUAUAUGCGAAACUGAA